AUGUCAUCCCGAGAAUAUCCGAAAGUAUGGAGUGAAUUCGAGAGGCAGGUGGAGGACGGCCGUAUAUUGAAUUUUGUGACCAAAGAUAUUCCUGAAGACAUGUGGAAAACGGCAGUAGAAUUUAUGUUGGGAAGCUAUAUAAAGGAAGAUGUCUGGUGGAUGACUGCUGGCACUGCAGAGGAUCCGGAGGCAAUACAAGAAUACCGCGUGUUGUUGACGUCGAUCAUUGAGCAGAAAAUGAGCUUAGCAUGCUUCCUUACUGAACAGAACGGCACGGGUCACACGCUCGUUGGAGUCAACAUGUGCAUGCCCCAGGAAAAGGAUCGCUUCGUUGAACACAUUCCGCCAAAAUCCAACGCAGGAAUGCUGUCGCUGCGCAUGUUUUCAGAGGCGACAAAAUUUACCGAGAUAUAUGACAAGUAUAACGUGACCAACUAUCUCAUGGGGGCAGGACUUUCCGUAGCACCGGCGUACAGAGGCUUGGGAAUCGCCGUUGAGUUACUUAAAGCCAGGAAGACACUGGCUAAAGAACUUGGAUUUCGUGUCACUGGCGGUAUCUUUACUAGUGUAUCAUCGCAAAAAUCUGCCGAAAAAGCGGGCAUGGAAUGUUUAUUUAAGAUUUCUUAUAAACAAUUCGGAGAGCGAUGUGAAAUUGAAUUUAAUUCCGACACCGAAGAUUUGAAGAUAUUUGGGACAAACGUUGAA
Molecule: messenger RNA, 705 nt
Organism: Iphiclides podalirius (scarce swallowtail)
Lineage: Eukaryota; Metazoa; Arthropoda; Insecta; Lepidoptera; Papilionidae
Source: the annotation of a GenBank genome assembly